AUGGAUGACAUUGUAGAGGACCCUAUUAGAGUACCCUAUUUAAAUAAUUCGCUAAUAGAAAUUAAUCCCUCGCGUAAGCAUGAGAAUGAAAGAAACAGAUUACCAGCAGUUUUUAAUAUGCCUUCGCAACACACUAACGAUCAUGUACUUAAACCAUAUAUUCAUAAUGACCAACAAAUUGACGACGAUGCUCCGUUGGAUGAUAAUGUGGAAUAUUACAUCACUCGAGGAUGCGGUAUUGUUAGUAUAAUGACAGAAAAUUUAUUGAUGCAUCCGUUUCUUGUCUUGAGAAGGCAAUGUCAAGUUAAUCCAAUAUCUAAAAAAUAUCAUGUAUUCCCAGUAACCUUAUUACCGAUAAUAAUACGAUUAAAUCAAACACAAGGUAUAUGUACGUUAUGGAAAGGUAUCGGUUCUGUUUUAAUUGUCAGAGGAUUGUCAAUGGCCAUAGAAGACUUGAUAUCAAAAGUUACAUACUUGCCUAAAGAGAUUAGCGGUGCGUCAAAUAAAAUGUUUUUCCAACAUAUUAUUUUAAAAUGUGUUGCAAUUGGUAUGGUGACACCAUUUUAUUCGGCGUCAUUAAUAGAGACCGUUCAAUCGGAUGUCGCAUCUGAAAAACCUGGAAUUUUAGAUGUUUUCCGUGAUGGAAUGAAGAGGCUGCUGGAAGUAAGAAACAAAGGACGACUUAUUCCAAUUCUUGCAUUACAACCACCGACAAUUGCAUGUGGCGUUCUCAAAUACCUCUUUAGUCUUUUAGUUAAAUCAAUUGCAGGUCAUAUCAUAAGAAUUAACCAUAAAUAUAGCCAAAAGUCUCGGGGCGCUUACAGUAGAGUCUAUAUAGCUACCACAAAAGCAGAUAACAUUGAAUUCCAAUCUAUAUUAAUUUCAUUGUGGACUGCAGAAAUAGUUUUUUAUCCUCUUGAAACAAUUAUUCAAAGAUUACAUUUACAGGGGACACGUACUAUAAUAGAUGAUUUGGAUACAGGACGUAGUGUCACAGCUAUGUUGACCGAUUACAGUGGAGUCGUACAUUGUUACCAAACUAUUAUUUCUACAGAAGGUGUAUUAGGAUUGUAUAAAGGUUUUGGAGCUCUGAUAAUACAAUUUGCUAUUCAUACUUUAGUUUUAAAAGUCAGUAAAUGGAUUUUCACUGAAAUAGGUACUAUGAUGAAAUCAGAACAAACAUCAUCUAAAUCACAUAAUAAGCUUUAUUAAUGAAUUUUACCUAUGAU
Molecule: messenger RNA, 1229 nt
Organism: Ceratosolen solmsi marchali
Lineage: Eukaryota; Metazoa; Arthropoda; Insecta; Hymenoptera; Agaonidae
Product: solute carrier family 25 member 46
Exons: 4
Coding region: 1-1212 (403 amino acids)
Biological process (GO): mitochondrial fission; mitochondrial membrane fission
Cellular component (GO): mitochondrial outer membrane
Source: RefSeq, a predicted model, not a curated record